Molecule: messenger RNA, 2062 nt
Organism: Sardina pilchardus (European sardine)
Lineage: Eukaryota; Metazoa; Chordata; Actinopteri; Clupeiformes; Clupeidae
Gene: syt11a
Product: synaptotagmin XIa
Exons: 4
Coding region: 205-1668 (487 amino acids)
Biological process (GO): cellular response to calcium ion; regulation of calcium ion-dependent exocytosis; regulation of dopamine secretion
Cellular component (GO): axon; exocytic vesicle; plasma membrane
Molecular function (GO): calcium-dependent phospholipid binding; clathrin binding; SNARE binding
Source: RefSeq, a predicted model, not a curated record
AGGACGCAACAACUACUGGGACCGCUAGCAAAACAGGACUGUUCAACCCUGACGGUCCAACAACCGGGCGUUUCACUGACCGGGAGAAUUAGAACAAAAACAAAGUAUCAUUCAUGGAAAUAAAAUAGACAUCUGGUUCAUUUUCUUUUUUAUUUUGUUUUUUUGUUUGUUGUCUGAUCAGAAGACAAACACCGGAGCUCCAAAAUGGCUGAAAUGACCAAUUUAAGACCAACCUAUGAUGUCUCGCCAGUGUUGGCAGGCUUCCUGGGUGCCGGGGUGCUGGUCGUCUCGGUGACGGUCGCCGUGUUCCUGUGGACCUGCUGCCAGCGUCGCUACCGGCGACUGACGGGGGCCUACAAGCUGAACAGCGGGCCGUACGACCCCCCCGUGGACCCCCCUUACAAGUUCAUCCACAUGCUCAAGGGCAUCAGCAUCUACCCCGAGUCGCUCAGCGGCAGCAAGAAGAUCGUCCGCGCGGGCCGUCGCCACGGCAAGGGCGGGCCCUCGUCCUCCUCGUCCUCCUCGGCCUCCUCGUCGGCCGCGUCGUCCCUGACAUCGUCGCUGCGCGACUGGCGCUACAGCUUCGGCGGCGGCGGCAACGGCGAAGGCGGGCGCGGCAACGUGAUGGUGGACGCCGACCCCGAGGGAGGCUUCCUGGGCGGCGGCGCGCACCUGCAGAUGAACCCGCUGGUGGUGCCCCCCUGCGGCGUGCCCAGGCUGGAGCGGGCGCUGCCCAUCCGCGCCGACUACUGCUGCCUGGAGAGCUCCAACGGCAACGGCAACGGCUGCGGCAGCGAACCGGGCAGCAAGUCGUCCUCGCCCCGCUGCCCGGCCGCCGUGGUGAACCUGGGCGCGCUCAGCCUGGCCGUGGACUACAACUUCCCCAAGAAGGCGCUGGUGGUGACCAUCCUGAGCGCCCAGGGCCUGCCGGCGGUGGACGAGCAGGCGGGCAGCUCGGACCCCUACGUCAAGAUGACCAUCCUGCCGGAGAAGAAGCACCGCGUCAAGACCCGCGUGCUGCGCAAGACGCUGGAGCCCGUGUUCGACGAGACCUUCACCUUCUACGGCGUGUCCUACAGCACGCUGUCCGAGCUCACGCUGCACUUCCUGGUGCUCAGCUUCGACCGCUUCGCCCGCGACGACAUCAUCGGGGAGGCCGUGGUGCCGCUGACCGGCGUGGACCCCAGCACCGGACGCGUGCACAUCAACCAGCCAAUCACCAAGAGGAAUGUUCAGUGUGACAGCCGUGGAGAGCUGCUGGUGUCUCUCUCCUACCAUCCUGCCACCCAGCGGCUCAACGUGGUCGUGCUGAAGGCCAAGCACCUGCCCAAGAUGGACAUCUCUGGACUGUCUGGCAACCCGUACGUGAAGGUGAACGUGUUCUACGGCCGCAAGCGCAUCGCCAAGAAGAAGACGCACGUGAAGAAGGGCACGCUCAACCCCGUCUUCAACGAGUCCUUCAUCUACGACGUGCCCGCCGAGCUCAUGCCCGACCUGUCCGUCGAGUUCCUGGUCAUCGACUUCGACCGCACCACCAAGAACGAGAUGGUGGGCCGCGUGGUCCUGGGCGGGCAGAGCCCGGUGCCCACCGGCGUCACCCACUGGCGCGAGGUCUGCGACAACCCCCGCCGGCAGAUCGCCAAGUGGCACAACCUGGAGGAGUUCUAGACCACCGAGUGCCCGCUGCCGUUGCCUUGCCCAGCAAGAGGUGGAGGAGGUGGGGAGGGGGAGGGGGGCAUGAGUGCCUAUCCCUCUACCACCCCCCUUCAUCCCAAAACACAUAAAAGAUUUAGUUGAAAUAGAGAAGACCCCCCACCCUCACCCGAACUCCCCAGUCCCAUUAGACAUUCCCUCUUCCCGAUAUGAGACACUAUGCCCCGCCUCCCUUGUCAUGUUGACAGGUACUGAACCCAAUCACCUGACACCCUUGAGACUUCCUCCCUCCCUCUUAUCCAAUCCCUGCCCAAUCAGAGACAAAACUGCACUUAAGGACAGAACUCACGCCACGCCUAUGAGAUACCUGCCCCCAGCCCCACCACCCCCCACCCCAACCCCAACUCCA